GGUGAUAUUGUGUAAUGAUCGACGUUGUAACUUGUAUUCUGAGUGGAAUGGUUACGCGUACAUUUUCAUACCUCUAAAACCGUCGUGAAACAAGCAACAUUCUCCAUUAUGGAGGUUAUGAAAAUUAAUCUACGAGGGACAGUGUUCAUAACAUCACACAAGAAACUACAAAGUUAUCCAGAUACAACGUUAGCAUCCUUAACCCAUCUUUCCGAAAAUUACAACACGGAAAAGGACGAGUAUUUUUUCGACAGAAACCCUUCUGGUUUUCACAAUGUCCUUGAUUUCUAUUCGACCGGAAAAUUACACAUGUCUUAUACGACCUGUGCUGAAAGCUUUAGAGAGGAGCUGGCCUUUUGGGGGAUCCCUCUGAAGUCUGUUAAUAAAUGUUGUUGGAAGACGCUCUACCAGCUCGACGAGGAUAUGGACGUCCUUGAGAAGAUCUUGGUUCGACUCCGAUGCGGUCGUGAAGAGUCUCACCCCGAUAACAGUAGUAGUACAACUCAGCUCCAUCGACUCCGAGUUAGAAUCUGGAGGCUGCUUACAGACUUCCAGUCAUCAAAAAUGGCAAAGGUUUUGCACUUCCUGUUGGCACUCGUGAUGAGUAUAUCCAUACUGACAUACUCCCUCCAAACGCUCAAGCAGUUCCGAGUUGACAGACAUGACGAUAACAAGCUGGACAGUAACACAAGUUCCGCAAAAAUUCGUCUUAUUUGGAACACAUCGCCACAUCCAUCACUGGUCGCGUUGGAUGUCAUUUCCAACGGAAUUUUGACACUAGAAUUCGCACUGCGCAUCUGCACGUGUCCUAGCUUGAAGACAUUUUGGAGAAGUCUGCUGAACAUCAUAGACCUGUUGUCCUGUGUAGGUAUAUGGUUGAACCUGUCAUUUGAGCGAGUCCAUGACUCUUUACAGUUCGGCCCAUUGUGGAUCAUCUCGUGCGUGUUCGGUUUUCUAUACUCGUUCCGGAUCUUACGCGUCCUGCGAUUGGUCCGUCAUAACUGUGGAAUGCAGAUUCUCUAUCUGAGUAUAAAAUCUAGCUCAAGGGAACUUUGUCUGCUUGCUUGCGCUUUUGGAUGUUUUGUAAUCAUAUUCGCAGGAUUUAUAUACGUUGCCGAAUUACAAGCGAAUACAUUUUCCGACCUGUUUGUUUCCAUGUGGUGGUCAGUUAUCACCAUGACGACAGUGGGGUAUGGUGACCAUGUUCCCUCUACUGACACCGGAUAUGUCGUCGGAACUUUGUGUACAUUGGUUGGGAUUUUAUUAAUUGCACUUCCAGUUGCUAUUACAUCGUCAAACUUUCACGACUUUUAUAAAUUCAACAAAUAUCGACACCGACAUUUACUUUUAUCAGAAAAGCGAACGGGACUGUGUUCCAAACCAAAUAUCUGCUGCAGCGUAAAAGUCAAACCAAUAGAUAUCGACAGACAUGUUGCAUUUAAAUAAACGGACUCGAUCCAGCCUGUGAUAUACUAUGUGGGUAGUGUAUUAGGACGCUAAGCCGUUAGCACUUCAUGUCGAAUUAGCCUUUGUCUAGUUGUCAUUCAUACUGCCUAUUAAUGCCGAGCUGAAGUAGAUCAAUACUGAUAACUAUCCUUUUUAGAAUAUUCAUAUCUCACAUGAAUACAGACUAAGUUUUCAAAACUUAGUUAGGGUAUGUUUGUUUAAUGAAUUGGACUGCCAUAUUUCAGAAGGAUUAUCAGUAUUCAGAAUUAGUUAGCGUUACUUGACUGGGGCGAUCGCUGGCGACGAGAUAGCUCAAUUGACCAGCUACGCUUACGCCUAGAGUUCGGGAUCAACCCCUUGCAGAAUUUUGAUUUUAAUAUUUAAAAAUAUAUAGAUGGGUGGCUCCGUGUUCGAGUUCCGGUCUGGUCGCUUCAUUAGGGUUUUUUUCUUGUCAUAUUUGGCGUCAAACUAGAUAUACCCACAGAAGAUGUUAUAGACUCGUGUGUCUUCAGGACCGACUGAGGGAGCAAUGGGCUGGGUCGAUCGCAGUCGACGCGGUAGCUCAAUUGGUUAGGGCGUCCGUCUAUCCUUCGUAAGUCCUGAAUUUGAAUCCUGGUAGGCCGAAACAUAUUUCCUUUUCUGUUACUUCAUCAUUAUGACGUCAUGACCAGAAUGCUACUCGAGCAAUGACAUUCAUGUGUGAUAUGUAUCCCAUUCGAAUGUAUUAGGGUAUUAUGCCUCCAGACGCGGCCGGAAGUGGAGCGGAUUACAUAAAGAAGCACCUUAAGAAGCUUAAGGCGGUGUCAACUACGAUGAACCGAUGAACCAAUAUAGUGGUAAGGCUAUGCAGUUGUAGAUAUAUAAAGAUAUAAAAAAAAACAGAACAUUUACUGUAACAAACAAAUAUCGUUAACCCAAGGUAAGCAGCAGCCGUGACUGUUACAGAAAAUACAUAUUUUUGCUGAUUAUGAUUAUGGAGUUGAUACAAAGGUAAAACAAGG
Molecule: messenger RNA, 2447 nt
Organism: Mizuhopecten yessoensis (Yesso scallop)
Lineage: Eukaryota; Metazoa; Mollusca; Bivalvia; Pectinida; Pectinidae
Product: potassium voltage-gated channel protein Shaw-like
Exons: 2
Coding region: 109-1446 (445 amino acids)
Biological process (GO): potassium ion transmembrane transport; protein homooligomerization
Cellular component (GO): membrane; voltage-gated potassium channel complex
Molecular function (GO): voltage-gated potassium channel activity; protein binding
Source: RefSeq, a predicted model, not a curated record